This is a messenger RNA of Harpia harpyja (harpy eagle), 696 nucleotides long. RefSeq lists its product as uncharacterized. Gene Ontology annotation, molecular function: antigen binding; immunoglobulin receptor binding. The transcript has 3 exons. The record is from RefSeq and is a predicted model, not a curated record. Gene Ontology annotation, biological process: positive regulation of B cell activation; defense response to bacterium; phagocytosis, engulfment. The coding region runs from base 1 to 696 and encodes 231 amino acids. Lineage: Eukaryota; Metazoa; Chordata; Aves; Accipitriformes; Accipitridae. Gene Ontology annotation, cellular component: immunoglobulin complex, circulating; blood microparticle; external side of plasma membrane.
AUGGUUAGAGCCUGUGGAACCCUCCUUUGGUGUAACCAUCACCCCAAACAACUCGAGUCCCCCUGGGCAGAGAGGACCCCCCCAGCAGGGAAAACUCCAGAGCAGCCCCCCUCCACCUUCAUCCUCCUCAUCUUCGUUGCAGCCCUCCCAGGGCUGCGGGCGGCCGUGCAACUGGUCGAGUCCGGAGGGGGCCUCCAGACACCCGGGGGGUCCCUGCGCCUCCUCUGCAAGGGCUCCGGCUUCACCUUCAGCAGCAACGGCAUGAACUGGAUCGUGUUGUGCAAGGGCUCCGGCUUCACUUUCAGCAGCAAAGCCAUGAACUGGGUGCGACAGGCGCCCGGGAAGGGGUUCGAGUGGGUCGCGAGUAUUAACAGCGGUGGUAGUUACACAAACUACGCGCCGUCGGUCAAGGGACGCUUCACCAUCUCGAGGGACAACUCCCAGAGCACGCUCACGCUGCAGAUGAACAGCCUCAGGGCCGACGACACGGCCACCUACUACUGCGCGAAAGCUGCUGGUGAUUGUGGUGGUGGCACCGACGCUGGCACCGAGCCCCAACACCCCUGCACUGUGUCCCCAAAUCCUGGCCUCUUCCACAAACUCCUGCCUUAUUCCUGGAUUCUUGCAACCUACCUGCUCCCUUGCACCCCAACCUGGACCCCUGCACCCAACCCGGACCCUUCUCCUGAGUUUUGA